UUAACUUUGUGCUAGCAAGAUGGCCAUUAAUAUGUUAUUGGUCUUGCUUCACAUUUUUCUGACCUUUGUCUUAACACAGUCAGCACCUCAAGAUUCUCUUGUAACCAACCUUCCAGGCUUUAAUGGUUCUCUAAAUUCCAAGCACUAUGCUGGGUAUGUGACAGUGGACGAAAGUCAUGGUAGAAACUUGUAUUACUAUUUUGUUGAAUCAGAAAGUAAUCCAUCAAAGGACCCUGUUGUUCUAUGGCUUAAUGGUGGACCAGGAUGCUCUAGUUUUGAUGGCUUUGUAUUUGAGCAUGGUCCUUUUAAUUUUGAAAAACCUGCCACAAAGGGAGCAUUGCCAAAGUUGCAACCCAAUCCAUACAGCUGGUCAAAGGUUUCCAACAUUAUAUAUUUAGACUCUCCUGCUGGAGUUGGGUUUUCAUACUCAAAGAAUGUAUCUGAUUAUAAAACUGGAGAUAUUCAGACUGCUUAUGAUUCACACAUUUUUCUUCUCAAAUGGUUUGAAUUAUAUCCUGAGUUUCAAGCCAACCCAUUAUUUCUUUCUGGAGAAUCUUAUGCUGGAGUAUACGUGCCUACUCUUGCUAAUCAAGUAGUGAUAGGAAUUGAAAAUGGAACCAAGCCAACAUUGAAUUUCAAGGGUUAUAUGGUUGGAAAUCCUGUUACGGAUGAUAAGAUUGAUGGCAAUGCUCUUGUUCCAUUUGCACAUGGGAUGAGUCUUAUUUCUGAUGAACUUUUUGAGAACACAACAAAAGCAUGCCAUGGAAACUUCUUUAAUCCAGAAACCGAGAAGUGCGAUAAUUUGUUGCAAAAAGUCGACCAGACAAUUGGCCAUUUAAACGUGUAUGACAUUCUAGAACCAUGUUAUCAUCAUGGAGAGACAGAGGAGAAUAAAAAUUCAAAUUCUAAGUUGCCAUUAAGCUUUAAGGAAUUGGGUAAGACUGAAAAAUCUUUAGCUGUGAGGAAAAGAAUAUUUGGUCGUGCUUGGCCCUACAGAGGUAAUGUGAAAGAUGGAAUUGUACCAAGUUGGCCAGAACUCACGAGCGCCAAUGGCUAUGUUCCUUGCGUUGAUGAUGGGGUUGCUACUGCAUGGCUAAACAAUCCUGAUGUCAGGAAAGCUAUUCACACUGUGGAGGAAAGUGUGGUUGAUGCGUGGUCCUUAUGUACCGACCAAAUUCAAUACAAUCAUGAUACAGGGAGUAUGCUCAAUUUUCACAAAAAACUUACUUCCAAAGGAUAUCGAGUAUUAGCAUUUAGUGGUGAUCAUGACAUGUGUGUCCCACAUACUGGAACCGAAACAUGGACAAGAUUAAUUGGAGUUAAGAUUGUUGAUGAAUGGAGGCCAUGGUUCAGUAAUAAUCAAGUUGCUGGGUAUACUCAAGGAUAUGCCAACAAUCUCACGUAUCUCACAAUAAAGGGAUCUGGACACACUGUUCCAGAAUAUAAGCCACGAGAGUCAUUGCAUUUUUACAAACGUUUUCUAGAUGGAGUGCCAAUAUAAGAAACAAAGACAUCAAAUAAUGAAAUGGAAGUGUUAUAUUGCUUCAGAUAUUUUGUUAUGUAUUCUUCAUGAAGUACUUGAAAUGUGUUUGAAGAAAAAAAGUCAUCUGUAUUCUUUUUUGUACUUCUUAAACAUAACAACUUAUUAAUAAAAUAUUGGGUUAAUUGUA
Cicer arietinum (chickpea) is the source of this 1670-nucleotide messenger RNA. RefSeq names its product serine carboxypeptidase-like 20. The record is from RefSeq and is a predicted model, not a curated record. Lineage: Eukaryota; Viridiplantae; Streptophyta; Magnoliopsida; Fabales; Fabaceae. Gene Ontology annotation, molecular function: serine-type carboxypeptidase activity; acyltransferase activity, transferring groups other than amino-acyl groups. Gene Ontology annotation, biological process: secondary metabolic process; proteolysis.